Chaetomium globosum CBS 148.51 is the source of this 855-nucleotide messenger RNA. RefSeq lists its product as uncharacterized. Lineage: Eukaryota; Fungi; Ascomycota; Sordariomycetes; Sordariales; Chaetomiaceae. The coding region runs from base 1 to 855 and encodes 284 amino acids. The transcript has a single exon. The record is from RefSeq and is a predicted model, not a curated record.
AUGGACAACUCGACAACUGGCAACAAGCCUGCGGCAAGAAAGACUGCAGCAUCGACAACUACAGCAUCGGCAACUGCAACAUCGGCAACUGCGACAUCAACAUCCGGAACACGAACUGGGACACGGACAACCGGUACGGGAACAACCGGAACGGCAGCAAAUACAAAUGCCGCAAAACCUACCCCCCGUAUUAUCAACGUAGGGCCACCUGGCGCUCAAAUUACCGCAGCGGAACCUCGUCCUACCCCCACUCCGUCGCCGCCGGCGGGCAUGAGUUCCGCGACCCUCGAGAACAUUGUCGGCCGACUCGCCACGGCUCUUGGUGACAAGUCCUACGCCAUAAUCGGCACCGCCGCUAAUUCCUUACUCGGCAUUGGCCCCGUUGGAAGUUCCGUGGAUGUCCUCGUUCCUACUGGCACUCCCUCGAGAAGGGCUGAGAAGCUAUGUACGAGCCGCACCACCACCCGCUUCAAGUUUGUUACGAACAAAGGCGUCUUCUACACGAGAGGAGACGGCGGUAAAGAAAUCCCUAUCACAUUCUGGGAACCAAAGGAGGUCAACCAGCAGUGUCCCGAGACCAUGACCGAUAUUGUCAUGGUCGGGAAUGUGCGCGUCUUGAAGCCAACGCUGCUCCUCAACAUUCACUGUCACAACUGGCUAAAGUCCCAAUCGGGGCCGGGGAAAAGUUCCGGGAAUGCGGCCGCUCAUAGCAUCGACCUCCUGCUGAGACACAUUGCUAAAGAGACGAAAAAGGAAGUUUCCAAUGCUACGGGGGAGUUUCUUGUCAAGUUUGCUGCCGCUAAGCCUGAAGCCCACGCAGGCUUUCGGGAUCUUGGGAUCUUGGGCCCACAUUAG